Penicilliopsis zonata CBS 506.65 is the source of this 1890-nucleotide messenger RNA. RefSeq lists its product as hypothetical. The transcript has a single exon. The coding region runs from base 1 to 1890 and encodes 629 amino acids. Gene Ontology annotation, molecular function: ferric-chelate reductase activity. Gene Ontology annotation, biological process: iron ion transport; copper ion import; intracellular iron ion homeostasis. The record is from RefSeq and is a predicted model, not a curated record. Gene Ontology annotation, cellular component: plasma membrane. Lineage: Eukaryota; Fungi; Ascomycota; Eurotiomycetes; Eurotiales; Aspergillaceae.
AUGGAAGACCUCACUGGGCGCCUCGCGCCUCGAUCCUACGGGACGAACGCUACAUACAUUUACUAUUAUUCUCGUGGUCUCGGAGGCGUCAAUGUUUCCGAAGAUGACUUAAUUUCCUGGAUCAUCCUCGGCUCCAUCCUUGUCGCCGCGAUGGUCAUCCUCUGCGGUCGUGUUGCUCAGGUCAGCCAUGCGUAUCUCCGCCAGAUCUCGUCCUUGACGGCGACCAGAAAAUACCAGACCUUCUGGAGCAUCGAAACCUCCUAUUUGUGGGCAAACCUGAAGAAACAUGUGCUGUAUGCUCCCUUGGGCAACAAGAGACACAACCGGGAGAUGCAGCUUUCAUCCGCGCUGAACAUGGGCACUCUGCCGUCGAGAUUCCACAGCAUUCUGCUUCUGCUGUACAUCGUCAGCCAAAUCGUUUACUGUUGCUAUUUGAACUACAGCGAGAACUCGAAAGCCGCGCUGUGGGCCGAGCUCCGUGGACGGUCUGGCGUUCUGGCCGUUCUGAACAUGGUUCCUCUGUUCAUCCUCGCUGGACGCAAUAACCCACUUAUUUCCCUCUUGCACGUUAGCUUUGAUACCUACAACCUGCUUCACCGCUGGCUCGGGAGAAUCGUUAUGGUGGAAUCGGUAGUGCACACCGUCGCUUGGGCUGUCAAUGCCAUCGACGAACAGAGUUUCGAGGCCAUGCUCCAGCGUCUGGCCGAUACCCCGUUCUUCUUCUGGGGGAUGGUGGGAACCUGUGGCUUGGUCUUCCUUGUCUGCCAUUCUCUGUCGCCGAUCCGGCAUGCAUUCUACGAGACGUUUUUGCACCUGCACCAGCUUGCCGCUUUAUUGGCGUGCGUCGGCAUCUACCUGCACUUGAAGCUCGACGACCUGCCGCAGAUUCCUUGGUUUCAGGCCAUCGCCGGGAUUUGGAUCUUCGAUCGCACCGCUCGGCUGUUACGGCUAAUCUACCUCAACUUCUCGUUCAGGAACGGAACCACUCGCCUCGUCGUUGAAGCGUUGCCCGGCGAAGCCUGCCGAGUGACCUACCACCUCCCGAAGCGUGUUCACUUCGACCCGGGCUGCCAUGUCUACGCCUACAUCCCGAGCAUCUCGAAGUGGAUGUCCCACCCUUUCUCGGUGGCCUGGGUGGAGCCCGGUGACUGUGUGACCGAUUUCGCUUACCCAGCCCAAUCGUCCUCGUCCUCAUCGUCGUCCUCGCCCGCGCAAAGCCCCCUGGAUCUCGAGAAGCAGACGCUAUACGAUCUAGACGGCUUCCCCUUGAAAGCCAGCCAGAAACCGACGUCGGUAUCGCUCAUCGUCGGGGCCCGCCAAGGCAUGACCCGCAAACUGUACAACACUGCCCUAGCGGCCCCGAAGCGAACCCUGUACAUCUCCGGCGCCAUCGAGGGCCCGUACCAGUCUCACCCGUCCUCGUUCGGCAGCUACGGCACCGCCGUGCUCUUCUCCGCCGGCGCAGGCAUCACGCACCACAUGCUGCACGUGCGGGAUCUCCUUAUCCGGGCGGCAGAGGGCCGCGUCGCGACCCGCAAGAUCUGCCUGGUCUGGUCGGUGCGCAACACGGACCAUCUGUCCUGGGUGCGCGAGUACAUGGACUCGAUCCUGCGCCUGCCCAACCGCCGCGAGGUCCUGACCAUCAAGCUCUUCGUCUCCAAGCCCAAGAGCAGCCGCGAGAUCACCUCCCCAAGCGCCAGCGUGCAGAUGUUCCCCGGCCGCUGUCGCCCGGACGUCGUCCUCGACGAAUUCAUCUCGCAGCGUGUCGGCGCCGUCGCUGUCUCCGUCUGCGGGCCGGGCGCCUUUGCAGACGAGGUCCGCGUCGCCGCUCGUAGCCGUAUCGGUAAGGGUGCCGUCGUGGACUUUUUCGAGGAAGCUUUUACCUGGUAG